This is a messenger RNA of Cladocopium goreaui, 150 nucleotides long. NCBI's taxonomy places the organism in Eukaryota, Dinophyceae, Suessiales, Symbiodiniaceae. The record is from the annotation of a GenBank genome assembly.
AUGAAGAUGACCGAGCAAAUGAAGACAGAUCUAGAGGAGUUGCAUCACAUUGCAGAGAAGGAGCCCGACUUUUAUGUCCUGGACUUUGAGUGUCGAAGGGGAGGAGCGCCCGACAAUUGGAGUCGUGCCCAAGCCUCAGACCGGAUUUGA